AUGUAUUCAAAGCUUACUGAUUGUAUGAACGAACUACUGUUAAAAGAAAGGGAACUGGAACAUCGACUCCGGAUGUUAGAUGAACAGCAACGUUAUCCGUAUUUGUAUGCUAGCACUAGUCGACCUACCAUCGUUCGUGCGGGCCCUCGAACUAUCAGAGGAUCAGAGCAAGAUAUUUAUUGUACCGCUGUCGAUCCGCACUCUUAUGGUAUGGAGGUAUCGUCGAGUGAGGAAGAACUGCCUGAGUACCAUCGUGGUUCCCCUUAUAGAUGCAGUCAGGCCAGUAGCUCAUCUGGUUUCCCAUCAUCCAACUCAGCCACAUUCUCCCGACAAUCUUCAUCUCGCAGUUCUGCUGGUAUGCGACGUCGUGACAGUGCCCUACGUGAAUCACCCAGUCGAGGCCAUCACAGCCCCUUCUCUCGUAGUCCCUAUAUGAGGCAUUCAUCAUCAUCUCAAUAUUGUUCGGAAUUGGUUCGAAAUUCCCCAGCACGGACCAGCGGAAUGUCUGAGGAUAGUGGCGUACACAUGUGGAACGAACCUCCUCCAUUACAGGGAGGACAACCGGUAUGCUUUGUGAAGGUCAUUUGUGCUAAACUCAGUGUUACGCGAAGAAAAAUGUGGUCUUAA
This is a messenger RNA of Strongylus vulgaris, 627 nucleotides long. The record is from the annotation of a GenBank genome assembly. NCBI's taxonomy places the organism in Eukaryota, Metazoa, Nematoda, Chromadorea, Rhabditida, Strongylidae.